ACGUAGAUCAGUCGGUAUAAAGCAGUCACCUACAUACUUUCGGCAGGUGAACAUUCCAUAGCAUAAACUUGUUGGAAUUAUUUCAAUAUUUAACUAAGGAUUAACUUAUGGUACAUACUUCUGAUAGUGAAUUGUGUGAAAAUAUUUUUAGACCGUAUAUUUUGUUGUGUGGUAUGCACUGAGGUUUAUCAAAGUUACUGUGAAAUCGGUAAAUUUGUAUUUGUGGCGAGAAUCAUUCUGUGUUAUCUUUAUACGUUCACUUUACGGUUUUGUUUUGUGAUAAGAAUUAGAAAACAAGAAUUGUGAGUUCCUUCAGAAAGUGUCUAGUAGAAUUUCUAGUAAUCUUUAAAAAUAUGGAAUUACGAAUAAUAAUUGGAGUGAUGAUUGGUUUGAUCGCCUGUUCCGUACAUGUUCAGGGGCUUUCUAUAGACACAACAACAAUUCCAGAGAGUAUAACCAAUACUCCAGGAAACUUGGCACAAAACACUACCAAAGAUGAUGAGGCCAGACGCGCGCAGGAGCCACCAUUAAUAUUUCCAAGUGAUCCUGGUCAAUAUAAGGUUUUAGAGCUCAAUGAUGCUUCAUCGAAUAAUGAAACAGCGAUUAAAAUAUUGUUGUCAAAAGUCAGGCAAGAACACGGGGAAGAGGUGGAGCCCGAAAAUACAGUUACUAAGGAACUCGAUAAGUUAGUUACUAUUAGUACUACACCUAAACCUGCUCAUGUUGAACCUACGGAAUCGGAUGUAGAGGAGGUUGAUGAAAAUUUGAAAAAUGAAGUUGAGGAAAUUCAAAAGCCAGAAGAGGAAGCUGGACUUGAAGAACUAUAUCAUAAACAGGCGAGUUCGAAUCUACAAGUUAAUCAAGAAUUUGCCGAAGAUAUCGAAACAAAUAGUAACAAUCUUCAUGGAGGCCACAUUACCGCCAUAUUUGCUGGCGUUUUAGCUGUUGUUUGUAUUGCCAUUUACGUAGGUCUUAUUUCAUGGCGAUCAUAUUUAGAAAAAAGAUACGGCAUGCGAGAACAGCUUGUUACGGAAGAUGACUAUUAUAAUAAUAACGAUAUUAGACAUUUUGCUUUAUAAACAUCAUGUGGAAAAGCCAAGAUCGUUUGUUAAUUUCCACACCGUGCCGACGCUGAAAUUAGAUAGUGCCAUUAUAUCUUCUAAAAAUACCAAUAAUGCAAUGUUAUAUUUUAGUUUUUUUUAACGCUAAAAUUUAUCCAAGCACCAAGAAAAUUUUGUAUCAAAAAUCUAUAUAACAUAUGCAUGUAUCUUUAUGUUUCAAUUGCGUUUACAACAUAAUUUUGACAUUCGACUUGUGUAUUGUCUUAGUAAAUACGUUUUAUGAUAAAAUUUAUAUGCCCACUUGGCUGUGAUAUGUAUAUCAAAUUGUAUUUUUAUGAAUAUAAAAACUGGAUGUAUAUUUUUAUUAAAUUGUUAUAUUGAGAAUAUAUUAAAAACUUA
Hermetia illucens (black soldier fly) is the source of this 1460-nucleotide messenger RNA. RefSeq lists its product as uncharacterized. The coding region runs from base 354 to 1079 and encodes 241 amino acids. Lineage: Eukaryota; Metazoa; Arthropoda; Insecta; Diptera; Stratiomyidae. The record is from RefSeq and is a predicted model, not a curated record. The transcript has 6 exons.